GUGAGACUUCGGAGGGCGAUCCAUGCCUUACUUCGCCGGCAUGUUCCCAAGUAGUAAAUGCUGCCAGCAAAGGACACUAUCACCAAUAUACACCAAGCCGUACUUGGACGGAGUAAAUCUUAUAUCCUUCUAUUGCACUUCGGAUGUCAUUUUACUGAGCGUCCCGACGGUUUUACAUCGAAGCCAGCUGAGGACAAGUACAGCUGUCAUUGAAUACUCAGCUGUAUUCAUUGGCUUAUACACAUGUGAAGGCUAUGUGAUGAGCUUUGAGAUAUUUCUGAUAAAGAAUUAUCACGCACAGCCACAUGACAACCUCGUCCUAAUCAAGCUGUGAACCGAGAACCAAGGAAUCCC
This is a messenger RNA of Suillus fuscotomentosus, 354 nucleotides long. RefSeq lists its product as uncharacterized. The record is from RefSeq and is a predicted model, not a curated record. NCBI's taxonomy places the organism in Eukaryota, Fungi, Basidiomycota, Agaricomycetes, Boletales, Suillaceae. Bases 23 to 334 code for a protein of 103 amino acids. The transcript has 2 exons.